This is a messenger RNA of Arabis nemorensis, 189 nucleotides long. The record is from the annotation of a GenBank genome assembly. NCBI's taxonomy places the organism in Eukaryota, Viridiplantae, Streptophyta, Magnoliopsida, Brassicales, Brassicaceae.
AUGUCCACAACCGAAAACGAAGAAUAUGAGAAAGCGUGUGGAAGCCGAUGGAAGCGUAUGCAAGCAGACGGAAGCGUAUGCAAGCAGACGCAAAGCCAAUCGACUCCAUAUGCGAACGGCUAUUACCACAUGGAAAAGACUCUUCCAGUAGUCUACAUCCAAGAGACUGUUCCAAAGUCUAAUUUCUAA